UUAGUCUUUAGUAAAACAUCGUCCUUACUAGUAAUCACUCACGAUGGAGUAUACUGAAGAAACCGAUCCUGAAUAUCUGGCUACCAGAGAAGAACUGAACGACCCGGAUUGUUUUUGGGUGAAACCAACUGAUUAUUCGUCGGUGCCAUGCCAAGCCAAGGACUGGGAACCAUUGCCAUGCUUUUUGCCCAAACAGUAUGCGACCAUGGCUCAACGGAUCAAAGAUUUACCGGUUCGGCCGGAUGAUGUGUGGGUUGCCUCCUAUCCGAAAAGUGGAACAACGUGGACCCAGGAAAUGAUGUGGCUUAUAUGUAACGACCUGGACUACGAAAGGGCUCGCAGUAUAACACUGGACGACCGUUUCCCUUUCCUGGAGGUAGGCAGUGUUAUACCGGGUGGCAGCGAUAGUGUGAAAAUAGUAGAAGAAAUGGAAUCGCCCAGGUUCAUCAAAACACACCUGCCAGUAGCGCUAAUGCCCGAUCAAUUUUGGACCGCCAAGCCGAAGCUUGUCUACGUAUACCGCAAAGCCAAACCCGUGUCAGUUUCUUUCUAUCAUCAUUACCAAACUUUGACAGACUAUCGUGGGAGUAUAGAGCAAUUUGUCAAGUCUUUCAUCAACGAUCGGGUUUUGUUCUCACCAUACCACGAACAUAUUCUUGAAUUCAAAGCAUUACAGGGCUUGGAUAAUAUUUUGGUGAUCAAUUACGAAGACAUGAAGAAGGAUCUCAAAAGCAACGUCCUUAAAGUAUGCGCUUUCUUCAACAAAACGUACACCGAUGAACAAAUUGAGGAACUAUGUAAACAUCUUUCCUUUGAUUCAAUGAAGAAGAAUCCAUCGGUAAAUUAUGAUCAAGUGAUAAAUAAAUUGUUAACAUUUUCAAAUCGAUUGCACGAGAAAGAAGAAGCGAAUAGAAAAUUCAUACGGAAAGGAGAGAUAGAUGGAUGGAAAAGUGACCUAACUGAUGAAUCAGCCAACAAAAUAGACGAAUGGACUCGAAGCAAAAUAACAUCACCGGAGCAACUGAAGCUGUUCCUCUGAUCUUUUUAUAUUAAAAAAAAAAGACGCCUAAGCUUUGAAUACUUCAUCCCAAAAACGACGUACAGGGCUUCGCUCAAUCUUAAUUCCAAGAGUAAAAAUGUUUCAGCAAACCAAAAAAUAAGCUCAACCGACAUAAUCACCACGUGAGACAGUUCAAAAAUAUUAAAACA
Messenger RNA from Aedes albopictus (Asian tiger mosquito), 1209 nucleotides. RefSeq names its product luciferin sulfotransferase-like. Lineage: Eukaryota; Metazoa; Arthropoda; Insecta; Diptera; Culicidae. The record is from RefSeq and is a predicted model, not a curated record. Bases 44 to 1039 code for a protein of 331 amino acids. Gene Ontology annotation, biological process: sulfation. Gene Ontology annotation, cellular component: cytoplasm. Gene Ontology annotation, molecular function: sulfotransferase activity. The transcript is spliced from 5 exons.